AAAUAAAAAAAAACCGCCAAGAACUCAGUUUAGGGUUUAUCAUUCGUCCAUGGACUCUGUUCUCACUUUCUCAGUCACUCAUUAGCUCAAUCUGUAUAACCCAUAGACUGAUUUUCAAGUUCCAUGAAACCUGAAAAUGUUGAAUUCCAGUUCAUUGUCUGUCCUUCAAUUUUAUCUUCUUCUUCUGCAACUUUUGAACAGCUUAGCGCCUUCGUUUUCCUCGUCCGGUCCUCACAUAGCAGAUGUGAACAUAUUGUUACCACCCAAGAUGACACGCCCAGUGGAAUAUAGACUUCAAGGAAGUGACGGCUGUUUCAAAUGGUCAUGGGAUCAUCAUGAUAUUUUGUCUGUCCAUCCGGAGUAUAAUGCAAGUAAUCAUUGCUCAACAAGUGCCCGUUUGAGGUCAAUUGCCCCAUAUAGUGGUAGGAAAGAGACAGCUGUUUAUGCUACUGAUGUACGUACUGGAAUAGUUAUUCGAUGUAAAGUCUAUAUCGAUAACUUCUCCAGUAUAAAGAUAUUUCACAACUCUAUCAAACUUGACUUGGAUGGUUUAGCUACCCUACGGAUGCGGGCCUUUGAUGAUGAAGAUAAUGUAUUUUCAUCAUUGGUUGGAUUACAGUUCAUGUGGCAACUAGUCCCAGAAGCUGAUGGCAUGCCUCAUCACCUUGUUCAUGUUCCUCUUAAGGACUCUCCUAUGAGUGAUUGUGGUGGUUUGUGUGGUGACCUAGAUAUCCAAAUAAACCUUGAAGAUAGUGGUGUGUUUUCAGAUUUGUAUGUUGUAAAAGGAAUUGAAAUUGGUCAUGAGGACGUUUUUGUGAACUUGGCUGAGCCCCAUUUCGAACACUUGUCAGAUAAGAUUGCCCUAACUGUAGCUGAAGCCAUGUCUUUGGAACCUUCCUCACCACUUUUUGUUCUUCCUGGUUCUACUAUCCGCUACUGUCUUAAAGUUAUUCGUGGUGGCAUACCACAAGUGGUAAAUUUGCCAUCCCCAUAUCAUCACUGGUCUGUUUCAAACUCCUCCGUUGCUAGAGUGGAUAUGAAGAUGGGUUUUGCUAAGGCAGUUAAUUUAGGGAUAACAUCUAUCACAGUAGAGGAUUCCAGAGUAACUGGUCAUUUACAAAUAUCGUCCCUCCAUGUCGUGACUCCUGAGAGUAUACAUUUGUACUUGCUGCCAUUGUCUUCUACUGGUGAUCUUAUUGAUGGCGUAAAACAUAUUCCAUCUGUUUCACGUUGGAAUGUUGUAUCUGGUAGACAAUAUCUUAUACAAAUGAAGGUUUUCUCACAAGGACCUGGUGCCCAAGAAAUCUAUUUGACGGAGAGUGAUGAUAUUAAUUUGCUAGGUGAGCAGUCUGACUAUUGGAGUGUCCGUCCAGUAUCAGGUUAUCCUUCUGUUAGGGAGUGGUUGUUGAAUUCCAAAAUGCUCUUGCCAUUGUCAUUUGGGCGGGGAAAAUUGAUGGCAAGUCUAACUCAUAGCACAGGAAAUGAUGAAAAGGAGACGCUCAAGAUAGUGCAGGAAUUAUUGUUCUGUGAUGAAGUGAAAUUGAGCAUUGUUAAAAGCAGUAACAUCUCUCCAAGUAUUUUGUUGCCUUGGGCCCCUGGUAUUUAUCAGGAGUUGGAACUAAAGGUGAUAGGAGGAUGUGGAAAAGUAGCCAGUGACUAUAAAUGGUUUUCUUCUGAUGUGGAUAUUGUAUCAGUAUCUGCCUAUGGGGUUCUGCAGGCAAAAAAGCCUGGUAAAGCAGUUAUAAAAGUAGUUUCCAUAAUUGAUCAGCUAAACUUCGAUGAGGUGGCCACUGAAGUUUCUGUUCCGUAUUCAAUGACUAUGCUGCCGGAAUUUUCUGUGGAGACAAUUGUGGGGUCACAUAUUGAAGCUGCUGUCACUAUGAAAUCUAUAAAUGGUGCCUUUUUUGAUAGAUGUGAUGCUUUUUACUCAGCCAUAAAGUGGAAACUUGAAGGUCAAUCUUUCAAGAUUUUGAACACAAGUAGGGAAUCAAUUAUUACAAACACACUUGCUGGUCCUCCAUGUGCCUGGGCUAAUGCUUAUGCUGCUAGUCCUGGUCGCGCUUUGCUUUGCGCCACUCUGUCCAAAGAAUUUGAACAUUUUGAUCGCCCUUUACCUGAAAAUAUUAUGCUUAAGGCUUCCUCACGAAUUGCUGCAUAUUCACCGCUCAUUGUGCAUCAGGCAGGUAAUGGGAAUCAAUAUGGUGGUUAUUGGUUUGAUCAGGUUGAGGCUGAGGUGGGAAAUGAGAUGGAGAACUUGAAGGAUUUGUAUCUUGUUCCCGGUACUUGUAUGGAUGUUAUGCUUCGAGGAGGCCCAGAGCCAUGGGAUCAGGGUGUCGAUUUCAUUGAAAGUGUGGAAAUUUUCUCAGAGGAUUCUGAAUUAUCUGAUGGAAUUCUUCUUUAUCAAAUUCCAAGUAGCUAUGGGCAAUACAGAAUCUCUUGCCAAAAACUUGGGGCCUUUAAAAUUGUUUUCAAACGCGGGAACAUGGUUAGGGUGGAUCAUCCAAAGCCUGCGAUAGCAGAAGUUUUGCUUUUACUCAGCUGCAACUUUCCAUCCACCCUUGUUCUGAUAAUAGACAGUCCUGAGAAUACAUUCGAUGUUAUAUUGGCUGCAAGUCAAGCUGGUCGUGGGCCAGGGAGAAUGCGUGAGAGUCCUGUGACUGUUGCAAAUGGACGAACUUUAAGAAUAUCAGCUGUUGGUCUAAGUGACUCUGGUAAACCUUUUGGAAACUCGUCUUUCCUCCAUUUGAAAUGGGAGCUCUCCAAUUGUGAUGGUCUGGCAUCUUGGGAUAACGCCAUUGAUUUAACAAGUUCUAAGUUCAUAUGGGACAAAUCAUUGAUCUUGCACAAUGAUUCAGGAAUGUGUACUGUUCGUGCUAGCGCAACUGGUUACUUUGAUGCCAUAGGUGAUCACCAAUUUGCCUUGCCAUUUCAAAGUGUGAAGAGUAAUCUCACUGAUGCUAUAUAUUUGCAGUUGGUUUCUACCUUACGGCUUGACCCAACAUUCAGUUUAUUGUUCUUCAGUCCUGAUGCUCUGUUAAAUAUUUCUGUUGCUGGAGGGAGCUGUUUUUUGAAGGUUCUAGUGAAUGAUUCUCAAGUUGCAGAAGUAAUUAAACCACCUUCAAGUUUACAGUGCUCACAACUGGUGCUGGCUCCCAAAGGAUUGGGUACCGCCAUAGUUUCAGUAAAAGAUAUUGGGCUUUCUCCUCCUCUUGCUGCGUCAUCAGUGAUUGUAGUUGCUGAUGUGGACUGGAUUAAGAUUACUUUGCCAGAGGAAUUGAGACUUAUGGAAGGAGGUAUACAGUCCAUUCAUGUUUCUGCUGGAACUGAUAGUGGAAGAACUUUUGAUACUUCUCAGCUGGUGUAUAUGAACAUGCAGAUCCAUUUUGAGGACCAAAUUAUUGAGCUUGUUGACGAUGAUAGUUUUCUGGGUCAGAUGGAUGGAUAUGCGAACAGCAGAGUUUUUACUGUUCGCGCUAGGCAUAUUGGGAUUACAAAUCUAUAUGUCAGCACAAGACAACUGUCUGGUCGAGAAUUAUUGAGUCAACCAAUUAGGGUUGAGGUUUAUAUUCCACCAAAAAUACAUCCCAGUGAUAUUUUUUUGGUUCCAGGUGCUUCUUACACAGUUACUGUUAAAGGAGGACCAAUUAUUGCUGCAUAUGUUGAGUAUGAUAGCCUGAAUGACAGGACAGCAACGAUUCACAGAUCUGCAGGCCGUCUGUUUGCUGUUUCACCAGGGAACACUACUGUAGUAGCCAGAAUUUACGGAGGAGAAGGGAGCAUCAUAUGUACAACAUACGGUCAAGUUAAAGUUGGAAUUCCUUCCUUAGUGGGGCUUACUACGCAAAGUGACCGCCUAGCUGUUGGCAGCGAGAUGCCAAUAUAUCCUCAUCCGUUGGAGGGAAAUUUGUUUUCCUUUUACGAGCUCUGCAAGGAUUACAAGUGGAGUGUAGAAAAUUAUGAGGUGUUAAGCUUCACAGGUACUGAAAAUUUAUUUGAUGAGAAAACUGCUCUUCCAAACUCCAGUAAAAAAGAGGAAACAUCAAGUGCCUACUUGGGAAAAGACCUUGGUUUCAUUGCAUUGCUUUAUGGAAGAUCUGGCGGAAGGACAGAAGUUUCCAUAUCAUUCUCUUGUGACUUCAACUCUUCUGGCUCAUUCUCACACUCAAGAUCCUAUAAUUCAUCUUUAUCCAUAUGGGUGGUGUCUAAUCUCCCUCUUUCUCUUGGAGCACCACUAACUUGGCUUCUUCCUCCUCAUUAUACAUCAUCAGAUCUUUUGCCUUCAUCUUCGAAAUCAAAGAUAUUAUAUUCCUUGUUAAGACAAUGUGGUGAAAAUAAUGAAGAGCUGCAUAGAGAAGCUAUAUCAAUAGAUGGGAACAGAGUUGUAACUACAGAAAGUGAUAUUCUGGGAUGCAUUCAAGCAAAAGAUCGAUUAACUGGAAGAAUUGAAGUUGCAUCAUGCAUUAGGGUUGCCGAGGUCGCUCAAAUUAGGAUAAUAACUAGCCCCUUAUCUUCCCGCUCAAUUGAUCUUGCUCUGGGCACUGAAAUCGAUCUUCCUAUAAGUUAUCAUGAUGAUCUGGGGAUGCCUUUUCGGGAGGCUUAUGGUGCUGUCACAUUCAGCAUUGAAAGCAACUAUCCUGAUAUUAUUACUAUUAAUGGAACCAGUGAUGGCAAUGGAAUUAUUCAUGUCAAGGCACUGAAGAAUGGAAGAGCUCUUCUGCGGAUAUCAUUCAAUAAUAAUCCCCCAAAAUCAGAUUAUGUGAUGAUUUCUGUUGGGGCUCAUUUAUAUCCUCAGAAUGCCUUGCUUCAUAUCGGAGCUCAGCUAAACUUCAGUGUGGAAGGAUUGGAUGCUCAAAUACAUGGCCAUUGGUUAAGUGCCAAUAAGAGUAUUGUAUUUGUGGACCAGUUUUCUGGGAAAGCUGAAGCGACAGGGGAAGGUGCCACAGAAGUUAUAUUUGAAUAUUCAGGAAUGAAACUGAAAACUGCAGUUAGAGUGUUAAAGGGAACCAAUGUUUUGGUUACUGCUCCAAAAGGAACUUUGACAAAUGCCCCUUUUCCAGCAAAAGGAUAUGGGUUCCUUGUAAACUUCAGUGGAAGUGGCUCUCAUAGUCACAAGUAUGAAUCUCCCGAGAAGAGCUUGGAAUUUUCAUAUGACUGCAGAGUGGAACCUCCAUAUGUUGGGUACGUGAAACCAUGGAAAGAUCUUGAUGCAGGUGCUUCUUAUUGCCUCUUUUUCCCCUACUCUCCAGAGCAUUUGGUGUAUUCUAUGCCCGUUUCAAAAGACGUGAAAAGGCAAUUGGCCAUCUAUGUCAUUGCUUCACUCAAAGAAGCUAACCAUAUCUCUGGAUCUGCAUCAGCUAUCUUUAUUAGCGGUUUCUCCAUUCUUGAAAUGGACAAGUUAAAUCUUAAUGGAGAUUCAAAGAGCACUACCAUAAACAUUGUGGGCAAUACAGAUGUUGAAGUCCAUUCGCAUGAGAAGGAUCAACUGCUAAUCAUCCCCAUCCAUAAUAAGAAUUUUGGCGUUAGUGGGCAUGCACAGUAUGAGGUCAAAGUACUCAGAAGAGACGAGAAGUUCAAGGACAAAAUUAUUAUUACACUCCCUGCGAAUGAGCAACGAGUGGAAAUUGAUGUUAACUAUGAAGGUGGUGGAGGAAGAGAAAUGACAGCAGGAAGAUUUGCUAGUAAUUAUUAUAAUGUGACAAGCAUGAUAGGGUGCUUUGUACUGUUGAUAUUGACAGUUGGGUUGUAUAUAAUUUACCUUGACAAACCAGAAAGAAGAAGAAGAGAUCAUGCACCGAUAACACCAUUGACAGGAGAAGCUAAUACAAGUACCCCCAACAACAACAGAAGAAGAGAUCAUUCCAGUAGUAGUAGUCCAUUAAAGAAUGAUCAGUCUCCUCGUACACCACCUGCUUUCAUGGAAUAUGUGAGAAGGACAAUCGACGAAACUCCAUACUACAGAAGAGAUGGAAGGAGAUUCGAUCUACAAAAUACUUUCUAGUUUUUCCUCGGCUCAUGACUGGUUCUUGAUGAGCCUGGUUCUUGUAAUCAUGAUAUAAUAAUACCUCUUUGCGGACUACAUAAUUAAUCCGUUGUCCCAUUUUUUUAUAUAAUAAUACCUCUCUACAAUGUUUCUUGUGCUCA
This is a messenger RNA of Impatiens glandulifera, 6141 nucleotides long. RefSeq names its product nuclear pore complex protein GP210. The record is from RefSeq and is a predicted model, not a curated record. The transcript has 36 exons. The coding region runs from base 137 to 5998 and encodes 1953 amino acids. Lineage: Eukaryota; Viridiplantae; Streptophyta; Magnoliopsida; Ericales; Balsaminaceae.